This is a messenger RNA of Vanderwaltozyma polyspora DSM 70294, 1008 nucleotides long. RefSeq names its product SDR family oxidoreductase. The transcript has a single exon. Gene Ontology annotation, molecular function: oxidoreductase activity, acting on the CH-OH group of donors, NAD or NADP as acceptor. The coding region runs from base 1 to 1008 and encodes 335 amino acids. The record is from RefSeq and is a predicted model, not a curated record. NCBI's taxonomy places the organism in Eukaryota, Fungi, Ascomycota, Saccharomycetes, Saccharomycetales, Saccharomycetaceae.
AUGAGUGUUUUAGUUACAGGUGCUACUGGUUACAUUGCAUUACAUGUAAUUGACCUUUUGUUAAAGGAAAAUUACAGAGUAAUUGGUACUGUUAGAUCAAAGGAAAAGGCUGCUAAGUUAGAGAAACAAUUUAAUUAUAAUAAGGAUUUAACUUUUGAAAUUGUUGAAGAUAUUGCUAAUUUAUCUGCUUUUGAUCAUGUAAUUAAAAAUCAUGCUAAUGAAAUUAACUAUGUGAUUCAUAUGGCUUCACCUGUUACUUUUACUGCAGAUGAUUUUGAAAAAGAUAUCUUAAUCCCAGCUGUUAAUGGUACUAAAGGUAUCCUUGAAUCAAUUAAGCAAUAUGCUCCAAAAUCUGUGAAGAAAUUUGUUAUAACUUCUUCAAUUGCUGCCAUGAUGGAUUUAACAAAUCCAACUGCAAUUUUAACAGAACAAUCAUGGAACCCAACUACUUGGGAGCAAGCUCAGGAAAAUGGGAUUGCUGCAUAUUCAGGUUCAAAGAAAUUUGCAGAAAAAGCUGCUUGGAACUUCUUAGAAGAGAAUAAAGGUAUUGUUGAUUUUAAAUUAACUACGAUCAACCCAGUUUUUGUCUUUGGUCCUCAGAAAUUUGAUGAAGACGCCAAGGGUAAACUGAAUUCCUCAUGUGAAAUCAUCAAGGAAGCUAUGUUUGCUCCAACAGAAAGUGAAAUUGAUAAAUCUGUUUUUGGUAGUUAUGUUGAUGUACGUGAUGUAGCAAGAGCUCAUGUCUGUUCUUUACAUAAUGAUGAGUUAACUGGUAAAAGGUUGAUCUUGUCAAAUGCUUCAUUCACUAAGCAAAAUAUUGUCAAUAUUAUGAACAAGCGUUUCCCUCAAUUGAAGGGCAAGAUUGCACCUGCAGAUAAUAGCGAGUUACCUCAAGGAGGUCGUGUCCAUAACGAGAAGACUAAGGCUCUAUUGGGUUAUAUUUUUAAAGAUUUAGAAGAAAUUGUUGUCGAUAUGGCUGAUCAAAUAUUGAAGGUUCAAGAACAAUAG